Molecule: messenger RNA, 4031 nt
Organism: Tarenaya hassleriana
Lineage: Eukaryota; Viridiplantae; Streptophyta; Magnoliopsida; Brassicales; Cleomaceae
Product: DNA-directed RNA polymerase III subunit 2
Exons: 39
Coding region: 317-3769 (1150 amino acids)
Biological process (GO): DNA-templated transcription
Cellular component (GO): RNA polymerase III complex
Molecular function (GO): DNA binding; ribonucleoside binding; DNA-directed RNA polymerase activity
Source: RefSeq, a predicted model, not a curated record
CUUACUUACUACUACCGGUUAGCUCUCUCUCUCCCCUUCCUCGUCUUUCUUCUUUCUCCCUCUAUACCAAUAAUUGCGUUUGAAACGCAAACGCAAAGGUACCUGUUCUGCGUCUCUAAAACGCAACCUUUCCCCGACCGUUCUCCCUGUGCGCUUUUGGCUUCCCUUAUAUUAUAGCCUUAGGUUUCUCACUUUCUCUCUCUCCCUAUCCACCGUUACUUCUCCGCCGACUGGUCUUCUCCUUGCCGCCGGAAUCUCGCGACAUAGGCGCCUCCGCCCGGCUGAUAAUUGGCAGCUGAAUUGCGAGUAAGGAGUUAUGGGUCUCAAUCGAGAGGAACUAGACUCGGACGUUGUUGGCUACCAGUUCAUUGACAAGCAAAAGCUCUCAGCACCUAUUAAGUCCACUGCUGAAAAGUUUCAACUCGUUCCCGAGUUCUUGAAGGUGAGAGGACUUGUGAAGCAGCACUUGGAUUCAUUCAAUUACUUUGUUAAUGUUGGUAUAAAAAAGAUUGUCCGUGCAAAUAAUCUCAUUGUCUCCAGCGUAGACCCAUCACUUUACCUCAGGUUUAAAGAUGUCAAAAUUGAUGGCCCCUCAGUUGUACUCAGUGGUGUUCUUGAAGAUAUUAAUCCCCAUAUGUGCCGAUUAGCAGACAUGACGUAUGCCGCUCCGAUAUUUGUUGAUGUAGAAUAUGUUCAAGGAAGCCAUGACCAGAAGACCAUAGUGAAAAGGGAUAAUGUAAUGAUAGGAAGGAUGCCUAUUAUGUUACGGAGUCAGCGUUGUGUCUUGUAUGGAAAAGAUGAGCAGGAACUUGCAAGAUUGGGUGAGUGCCCUCUUGAUCCUGGAGGAUAUUUUGUUAUUAAAGGAACCGAGAAGGUGCUUUUGAUCCAAGAACAACUUUCCAAGAACAGGAUUAUAAUUGAUACAGACAAAAAAGGGAACAUAAAUGCAUCUGUUACAAGUAGCACAGAAUUAACGAAAAGCAAGACAGUUAUUCAGAUGGAGAAGGAGAAGGUUUAUUUGUUUCUUCACCAAUUUGUAAAAAAGAUUCCUAUUAUAAUUGUCCUUAAAGCUAUGGGAAUGGAGAGCGAUCAGGAGAUCGUACAGAUGGUCGGAAGGGAUCCUCGUUUUAGUGCAUCACUCUUACCUUCUAUUGAGGAGUGUGUCAGUGAAGGUGUGAAUACCCGAAAGCAAGCUCUGGACUAUCUUGAGGCAAAGGUGAAGAAGACAUCAUAUGGUCCCCCUGCUGAAAAGGAAGGGAGGGCUCUAUCCAUUCUAAGAGAUGUAUUCCUUGCACAUGUACCUGUGCACAGCAACAAUUUUCGUCCAAAAUGUUUGUAUGUUGGGAUAAUGUUAAGGCGAAUGAUUGAGGCUAUGUUAAACAAAGAUGCUAUGGAUGACAAGGAUUAUGUAGGUAACAAACGGUUGGAGUUAUCUGGCCAAUUGAUUUCUCUUCUCUUUGAGGAUUUGUUCAAGACAAUGAUCAGUGAGACAAAGAAAAACGCUGAUAAUAUUCUACAAAGACCUAGCCGAUCUAGCCGGUUUGACUUCUUACAAUAUAUUAAUAGAGAUAGUAUCACUUUUGGAUUAGAGAGAACCCUUUCAACGGGAAACUUUGAUAUCAAGAGGUUCAGGAUGCACAGGAAAGGUAUGACUCAGGUAUUACAAAGGUUGUCUUUUAUAGGCAGCAUGGGGCAUGUUACAAGAAUUUCACCACAAUUUGAGAAGUCCAGAAAAGUAAGCGGGCCUAGAUCUUUGCAGCCUAGCCAGUGGGGCAUGCUAUGCCCAUGUGAUACUCCAGAAGGUGAAGCAUGUGGGCUUGUAAAAAACUUGGCUUUAAUGACUCAUGUCACUACAGAUGAAGAGGAAGGCCCAUUAGUUUCUAUGUGCUACAAAUUGGGUGUCAUGGACCUGGAAGCAUCAUCAGCAGAAGAGCUGCACACUCCAGAUUCAUUUUUGGUCAUAUUCAAUGGGCUGAUACUUGGAAAACAUGGAAGGCCUCAGUUCUUUGCUGAUUCACUCAGAAAACUGCGGAGAGCUGGGAAAAUUGGCGAGUUUGUUAGUGUAUUCUUAAAUGAAAAGCAGUACUGUGUCUAUGUUGCAUCGGAUGGUGGCCGGGUUUGUCGUCCACUUGUUAUAGCUGACAAGGGAGUAUCAAGGGUUAAGCAAUACCAUAUGAAGGAGUUACAGGAUGGAGUUCGCAAUUUUGAUGAUUUCAUACGCGAUGGUUUGAUUGAAUAUCUUGAUGUCAAUGAGGAAAACAAUGCAUUGAUUGCUUUGUAUGAAAGCGAAACUACACCCGACACAACCCACAUUGAGAUAGAACCUUUCACCAUCUUGGGUGUUGUUGCUGGACUUAUCCCUUACCCUCAUCAUAAUCAGUCACCUCGAAAUACUUACCAGUGUGCUAUGGGAAAACAAGCUAUGGGAAACAUUGCAUACAACCAGUUAUCGCGGAUGGACUCAUUACUUUACCUGUUGGUGUAUCCUCAGAGACCCUUGUUGACAACAAGGACCAUCGAAUUGGUUGGAUAUGAUAAGCUUGGAGCUGGUCAAAACGCAACGGUUGCUGUGAUGAGUUAUAGCGGAUAUGAUAUAGAAGAUGCAAUAGUAAUGAACAAAUCUUCCCUGGAUCGUGGUUUUGGCCGUUGCAUUGUUAUGAAAAAGUACUCUGCUACAAGCCAAAAAUAUGAGAACAAUACACAAGACAGGAUACUCAGGCCACAAAAAACAGGCCAUGAUGCGGAAAAGAUGCAGAUAUUGGAUGAUGAUGGAAUUGCUACUCCGGGAGAAAUUAUCAGACCAAAUGACAUCUAUUUUAACAAAGAAGUUCCUAUACAAACAAGGGGCCCAGUUCCAUCUCCGAUGGCACUAUCUGAUAGCCAUUAUCGUCCAGCCAGAGAAUUUUGGAAAGGCCAUGAAGGGGAGACACAAGUAGUUGAUAGAGUCGCUCUUUGUUCAGAUAGGAACAAUAAUAUGUGCAUUAAAUUUCUUAUUCGGCAUACUCGUCGACCAGAGCUUGGUGACAAAUUCAGCAGUAGGCAUGGGCAGAAAGGUGUAUGUGGGACAAUCGUUCAACAGGAAGAUUUUCCAUUUUCUGAACGCGGAAUUUGCCCUGAUUUGAUUAUGAACCCUCAUGGGUUUCCAAGUCGUAUGACAGUAGGUAAGAUGAUAGAGCUUCUUGGAGGUAAGGCUGGUGUUUCUUGUGGAAGAUUCCAUUAUGGUAGUGCUUUUGGAGAGCCGAGUGGUCAUGCAGACAAGGUCGAGAAUAUAAGUGAAACGCUUGUCAAGCACGGAUUUAGCUACAGUGGGAAGGACCUCAUUUAUUCAGGUAUCACUGGCUGUCCAUUGCAAGCUUACAUCUUCAUGGGACCAAUAUAUUAUCAGAAAUUGAAACACAUGGUCUUGGACAAAAUGCAUGCUCGAGGGAGUGGACCCCGUGUGAUGAUGACGAGACAGCCGACUGAAGGGAGAGCUAGAAAUGGAGGGCUACGAGUGGGAGAAAUGGAACGGGAUUGUCUCAUUGCCUAUGGAGCUAGCAUGUUGAUUUAUGAGCGGCUCAUGGUUUCUAGCGAUCCUUUUGAAGUUCAGGUUUGCAGAGCCUGUGGCUUGUUGGGAUACUACAAUUACAAACUGAAAGCUGGAGUUUGCACAACAUGUAAAAACGGUGAGAAUAUCUCGACGAUGAAGCUCCCUUACGCAUGCAAGCUCCUCCUCCAGGAGCUUCAAUCCAUGAACAUUGUUCCAAGGCUCAGGCUCGCCGAGGCAUGAUCUCUGGGGGAAGUUUUUCUGGUUUCUGACAGCUGCUGGAAAAAAAAACGUUAGGUUUGGCAAGAAGUCUCCAGAACUUGAAUUACUCAGAUCUGACAACUUAUGGGUUAUAGGCAGAGGCAGUGCCACGUGGCAUGGCGUAGAUCAGAUGGCAUUCUCAGUAAUGUUUGUGGUAGAGAACUGAGUUUGUGAUAAUUCUGUCGUCUGUCUAUGUACCAUGGUUGGACACUUUGGAAAAGGCAAAAGAAAAGUACAAUGAAGA